This is a messenger RNA of Vicia faba (fava bean), 633 nucleotides long. NCBI's taxonomy places the organism in Eukaryota, Viridiplantae, Streptophyta, Magnoliopsida, Fabales, Fabaceae. The record is from the annotation of a GenBank genome assembly.
AUGUUGCAGCCUCAAAAAUACCCUUCUGUUCUCUUAAUAUCAUUUUUAACAUUUCUUUAUCAAUGUUGUGCUACUCAAUUCAUAGUGGGGGAUUCAGCAGGUUGGGUUAUUCCACCAUAUCCAACAUACUACACUAGUUGGUCAGAUUCCCAUAUCAUUAGAGAAGGAGACACUCUAGAAUUCAACUUUGAUACAAAAUUCUACAACCUAAUUCAAGUAUCAAAAUCUGAGUAUGAGCAUUGCACAGCACUUGAACCUCUGAAGGUGUUCUAUACUAGCCCUAUAAAUUUUCCAUUGAAGGAGAAAGAUGUUUACUACUUCAUAUGUAGUGUCUCAAAUUAUUGUUCCUUAGGCCAAAAGAUUAUCAUUGAUGUCCAUGGAGCUUCCUUACAAAAUACACCAGCACCAUCAGCAUCACCUCCAAAGAUAUCUUCACGAUCAUUCCCAAAUGGUUAUGCUCCUCAACCAAGUGGUGUCGUGAUUAGUCGUUCAUCAUCUAUAGAUGUACCAUCUCCUACACCUUUAGGAGGUCCUGCUUCACCAUCUUCAAGUCAAGGGGUGAAGUGUGAUAUUGAUGUUUCAUUAUUGGUUUGUGUUAUGGUUGGUACAUUCCUAGGGUUUUGGAUAAUGUAG